Ctenocephalides felis (cat flea) is the source of this 575-nucleotide messenger RNA. RefSeq names its product biogenesis of lysosome-related organelles complex 1 subunit 4-like. Lineage: Eukaryota; Metazoa; Arthropoda; Insecta; Siphonaptera; Pulicidae. Bases 102 to 575 code for a protein of 157 amino acids. Gene Ontology annotation, cellular component: BLOC-1 complex. The record is from RefSeq and is a predicted model, not a curated record. The transcript is spliced from 3 exons.
UUAAUGAAAUGUACUUUCAACGGUGAUAAAAAGAAUGUUUUAAUUUAAUAUUAUUAGUUGUUUAUUAUUUGUGGCAUUCUGAUAAUUACUACCAAAAUAAAAUGUUAGAAGAAUUAGCUGAUGACUACUCUGCUUAUUUUAAAAUAGAGACCACCGAUGAAUUGCAGUCUAUUAGAAACAAUGCUGAAGAUAUGUUAACUAGGUUAGAAGAAUUCCACAACCUGUUGCUCAUGAUGAAAAACACAUCAUGUGCGAACAUUCAAGUAGUCCAUCCGCAAAUAAUGCAAAUGAAGGAACAUGUAAUGUCAUUAUCUCAAAGAAUUGACAAUUUAGAUAUUUUAGUUUCACAUUUACAAGACAAUUUAGAUGUGUUAGAAGAGAAAGUAAAUGAAGCCAAAACUAAAUUGAAUAUACCUGGAAGUAGUAUAAAAUCUUUUCUUAAACCGAUUUUUGGAAAUUCUGUGAGAUCUACUAUAAAUUCGACAAGAACAACAAAUAGGGCUGUGAAUAUUAUUGAUGUUGAUAAAUAUUUUACAUCGAACGCUGAAGAAGCUGUUGAAGCCGCAGUUAAAUAA